Molecule: messenger RNA, 972 nt
Organism: Spinacia oleracea (spinach)
Lineage: Eukaryota; Viridiplantae; Streptophyta; Magnoliopsida; Caryophyllales; Amaranthaceae
Product: auxin-binding protein ABP19a
Exons: 1
Coding region: 79-705 (208 amino acids)
Molecular function (GO): manganese ion binding
Source: RefSeq, a predicted model, not a curated record
CACUACAAUAUGCAAUGUGCAAGUAAGUAGACAAACAAAACCUAAACUCCCCUUGACCAUUACUUACCUUUCAUUAAGAUGGAAAGUCUUUUAGUUUUCUUUAUCUUCUCUCUUGUAGCUUCUUCAAGUCAAGCCAUUCAACACGAUUUUUGUGUAGGAGACCUUAGUCUCCCAAUGGGACCAGAAGGAUAUGCUUGCAAAGAUCCUGCUAGAGUCACUGUUGAUGACUUUGUUUACACUGGUUUUCGUGGUGAGAAACCUACCACAAAUAUUUUUAAAAACCAUUUAACUCUAGCAUUUGCAGAUGCAUAUCCAGCUUUGAAUGGCCUAGGUAUCGCCUUGGCGAGGUUAGACUUUGCCGUUGGAGGAGUUAUUCCAGUUCACUCCCACCGAACAUCAGAAGUUCUUCUCUUGGCAAAAGGGUCAAUCAUUGCAGGAUUUAUUGAUACAAACAACACUGCAUACUAUAAAAAGUUAGAGGUUGGUGAUGUCAUGAUGUUUCCACAAGCCAUGCUCCACUUUCAAAUUAACGUUGGUAAAACACCAGCUCUAGCUUUUGUAAGCUUGAACGGUGCGAAUCCAGGAUUACAAAUCACUUCUUCUUCCUUCUUUGAUGGAAAUUUACCAGCUGAAAUAGCCAAGAAAAUCACUCUUUUAAGUCAUCAAGAAGUUAUUCGUAUGAAGAAGUUAUUUGGCACGGCUUAACUAAGAGUAACUCACGAAACUACGUACCUGUCUUAUUAUUCGUUGUUUUGCAUGGCGUCUAUCAAGCUUGAUUUACUUAAUUGCAUGUACAAUACAAUUUUACCUUCUACCUAAGGAAUAGAUGUUUGUUGUGUUUUUUUUCAUUCGUUGCUACCUAAGGAAUAGAUGUUUGUUGUUUUUUUUUUUCAUUCGUCGCUAAAAUUUCGUGACAUAUAUGUAUUUAGUUUUAAUCUUGAACUCUUAAUAAAAUAGGUACUCCUUAAAUUA